Gamsiella multidivaricata is the source of this 1238-nucleotide messenger RNA. Its product is annotated as formyl transferase. The record is from RefSeq and is a predicted model, not a curated record. Gene Ontology annotation, cellular component: mitochondrion. The transcript is spliced from 8 exons. The coding region runs from base 6 to 1217 and encodes 403 amino acids. Lineage: Eukaryota; Fungi; Mortierellomycota; Mortierellomycetes; Mortierellales; Mortierellaceae. Gene Ontology annotation, biological process: conversion of methionyl-tRNA to N-formyl-methionyl-tRNA; biosynthetic process. Gene Ontology annotation, molecular function: methionyl-tRNA formyltransferase activity.
CAGCAAUGUCGCGCUCAUUCAUCCUGGCAUGGGGUUACUGCAAGAACCCAGCUACUGCUAGAGUAGUAGGCAGCACGCGCAGUUUGGCCCCUUUCCCAUUCAUAAGAUCAUCACAAACCACGCGAUCCUUCAGUCUAUCCUCACAGCACACCAAGGAGCAGGACAAAGUCAAGAUAUUGUUUUUUGGCAGCGACUCGUUUUCAGUCCCGCACUUGGAAGCACUGAUCGCUGAAAAAGCAAAGCCCGGAUCGAUCAUCGAGAGAAUCGAUGUAGUGUCGCCUAAAGAGCGCGCAAAGAAAUCAAAGCGCGACGCAGAGGAUUCCCCGUUGACGUUGCUGGCAAAGGCACACAACCUCAACACGUUUCCUGCACCAGACCGAAAGGGCGGUUUUGAAGCAUGGUCCUUCCCUGAGGACAAGAACGUGGACGCUUGGGAUUUCGGCGUCGUAGUUUCAUUCGGGUGGUUUUUGCCAAACGAUGUGAUCUCGCGUUUCAAGAGGGCUGGUAUCAACGUACACCCAUCGCUCUUGCCCAAGUACCGAGGAUCUGCGCCAUUACAGCGCGCCAUCUUGAACCAGGAUAAGGCGACUGGUGUUACAGUGCAGCUUCUGGACCCGAACGAGUUUGAUGCAGGCAAGAUUCUCGCCCAGGCAGAAGUGGCAAUGCCAGAAAAUCCUACAUAUCGGUCGCUGGAGUCACUGCUGGCGAAGAAGGGUGGCGAACUAGUGGUUGAUGUGAUUAACAACUAUGAUGAACGGAGGCGUGAUGCAAAGGUGCAGGAUCCGGCAAAGGUUACCAAGGCGAACAAGAUUAGCCGUGAGGCAUGCAUGGUUCAAUGGGCAGCCUGGGAUGCAUCUCGCGCAGAGAGGUUACAUCGCGCCAAUGGAUUUAGAUAUCCCAUUACGGCGACAUGGACUGUUAAGGAUUCAGGAAAGACUUUGCCUAUCUCGCUAUUUGAUCUCUUCUGUGUAAAUGAUCUUUCAACGGACACCGGGACGUCCUCUGGAUAUGCCGUGGAAGAUGGAGAGGCGCCCACGAAGACUUCGCCCCCUGGGACGAUAUUCUACCAUCGUCCGUCAGAGACAAUCCAUGUCACCUGCGCAGAUGGAUCCCUGCUCGGAGUGAGGGCAGUGCAGUUCGAGGGCAAGAAGAGGGUUUCUGUUAAGGACUUCUAUAAUGGAUACCAUGUCAAAUCCGGUGUCUCCCGUUUUGAAUAAAAAAGACAUAAUUUCCUACCC